AACCUGUUCAAGAAAUAAAAGGUUCAGAUUUAGUAUUUUUAGCGACCUUGAGAAAUGGCAUACGAACGAUUAAAGGUGGUCCUAACAAUUAUACCCAGUCACGUACUAUAUCAUACGUUGACCUCAUGAACUUGCGUUAUUCUCAAGAAAAGACUUUAGAUCUUAUAGAAAAUGUAAGUUAA
This is a messenger RNA of Racocetra persica, 182 nucleotides long. NCBI's taxonomy places the organism in Eukaryota, Fungi, Glomeromycota, Glomeromycetes, Diversisporales, Gigasporaceae. The record is from the annotation of a GenBank genome assembly.